Molecule: messenger RNA, 2173 nt
Organism: Eimeria necatrix
Lineage: Eukaryota; Apicomplexa; Conoidasida; Eucoccidiorida; Eimeriidae
Exons: 4
Source: RefSeq, a predicted model, not a curated record
AUGAAGAGCAGCGGCAGCAGCUACGCAGCGAACGCAGCUAUUGUUUACCGCGCAUCUGAGCAGCAGCGGACACUUGGCAGCAAGUGGUUGACUUUCAGCAGCAGCAGCAGCAGCAGCAGCAGCAGCAAGGCUGCUUGCGGAAGGCAUUCAGCAGCUAGUGGUGCUGCCACUCCGAAGCAGCAGCUGCAGGAUAGUAUGAAGGCUGAGCACUACAUGAGUGCCGCCGCAGCUCCUUCUUUGUUGCAUGCGGUGCAGCAACACAGUCAGCAGCAGCAGCAGCAGCUUCUGCAGCAGGAGCACCAAAUGUGGGAUUCCUCGCUGCUGCCGCCGCAGCUGCUGCCGCCGCAGCUGCUGCCGCCGCAGCUGCUGCAGCAGCAGCUGCAGCAGCAGCAGCAGCAGCCGCAGCUGGGGCAGCGGCGCUUCUCCUUCGCUCCCGGCGGAUUAGACGUUUAUUAUUAUAUUCCAGUUCGCCGCGCUUCAGACGGCAUAGUGGGGACAGCAGCGCAGCAGCAGCUGCAUCAGCAGCUGCUGCAGCAGCAGCUGCAUCAGCAGCUGCUGCAGCAGCAGCAGCAGCAGCAGCAGCAGCAGCAAGGUGGCAUGCAUGUGAGGGUGCAGAAGCAGGGAAACUGCUUCACGUGGCUUCCAGCUGAAGGUCACUUCUACUCUCCUCUAGAGUCGCUUAGGCAGCAGCAGGAGAUACAGCAGCAGCUGCAGCAGCAGCUGAAGCAGCAAAUAGAGAAACAGAUGGAGAGGGACAAGCUAGAGCAGCAGAAGCGAAAUCUGCAGCUGCAGUGGAAGCUGCAGCAGCAACUGAAGCAGCAGCAGCGAGAGCAGCAGCAGCAGCAACAAGCCCUGCUGCUAAGUCAGCUGCGACAGAAAGAGCUCCGAAGCUUUCACAUAUACUCUGACGGAGUAGGCGAGGUGCCGCAGCUUCCUCAGCAGCAGCAGCAGCAGAAGCAGCAGCAGCAGCAGGAACAGCAGCGUUGUCCGCAGCAGCCGACGCAUAUUGAUGGGCUGUGCGAGGCGAACCGCGCCGCUGCUGCUGCUGCUGCUGCUGCUGCUGCUGCUACGCUUGAUGAUGACGACGGCUGCAGCACCAGCAGAAGGUCCUCAGACACAGGGCCUUGCUGCGGCAUAGGGGCAGCCCUCCCAGCUUUCCUUCAGCAGAAGCUGCAGCAGCAGCAGCAGAAGCAGCAGCAGCAGCAGCAGCAGCAGCAGCAGCAGCGGCAGCAGCCAAACGUGCUGCUGCACAUUGCAGAGUGGCCGGUGAAGCCGCCCGAGGCGAGCCCAGACCCGACUGUGGAGCUGCUGCGGCAGAAGGUGGAGCGGCAGGAGCAGCUGGUGCAGCAGCAAGAAGUGCAGCAGCAGCUGCUGCGCCGCCAAGUUGAGGCACUGCAGCAAAGGGCACGCCUGGAAGCUCAUCAUUUGGAGAAGCUGCUGCAGCAGCAGCCAGUUGCGGGCCCUGAGGAGGAGCCUGCGCUGGACGUUUCGACUCCCGAGAGCCAGCAGCGGGAGCAGCAGCAGCAGCAGGAGAAGCAGCAGAAGGCGCAGCAGCAGCAAGUGCAGCAGCAGCAGCUGCAGCAGCAGCUGCAGCAGCAGCUGCAGCAGCAGCUCCAGCAGCAACGGAAACUGGAGCAGGAGCUGCAGCAGAAGCAGCAGCUGCAAAACAACGUGCAUGCUGCACGCGGAAGCACAACUAAUGCGUCCCAGAUCAUCGCAAGUGGCCCUCCGCAAAGCCUUCAAGAAACUUUCCCAGUAGAAAUUUACCACCUGGACCGCGAAGAGUCCCCGGGGGGCCCCCGGGGGGCCCCCGGGGCCCCUGGGGUUGGGGGGCCCCCCGGGCGGCAGCCAACUUGCGACAUUUUCGACUUGUCAGAAGACAUGGGAGUGCUGCCGCUGCAGUCUGCUGCUGUUGCUGCUGCUGCUGACGACUGGCUGCUGCUCACUGGCUGCGGCAGCGGCGCUGCGGGGCAGCCCCAGUACCCCACAGAGGCGCAGCUGCACGGCUCUGCGAAUUCGCACACAGACACAGAGACGGACACAGCAGCAGCAGCAGCAGCAGCAGCAGCAGCAGCAGCCUCCAACACUUCCCCUUCAUCAUUACAGGAAAGCCCGGAGGAGGACUUGAGCCCGCAGGACACUGUGAGGAGACUGUCAGGACGCGGCUCAUUCG